AUGUCACUUUCAAGGUCAAGGUUAAGCUACGCCGUUUCGACCCUAAGGUUUCUUUCAAACUCCACUUUCCUUCUUUCGUUCCCUUCUUCAACCUCAAUGCUAUACUCUCAUUCUUCUCAGUCUCAGUCUCAGCUUCCAUUCAUUCACAAAGCUGAUGAUGAUGAUGCCGUUGCCUUAUUCAAUCGCAUGCUCCAUAUGCAUCCAACCCCACCCGUAAUGGAAUUUGGCAAGAUUUUAGGGUCCCUUAUGAAGACGAAGCAUUAUCCUACUGUUAUUUCCCUUUCUAGACUGAUGGAAUUCAGGGGAAUUAAGCCAGACAUCUUUAAUUUGAAUAUGUUGAUCAAUUGUUACUGCCACAUGGGUCAAAUGACUUUUGCUUUCUCUGUAGUAGGUCACAUUUUCAAGAGGGGUUAUCAGCCAAAUACCAUAACAUUGACAACACUUAUGAAAGGUCUCUGUCUUAAUGGUGAGGUUAAAAAAGCCCUUCACUUUCAUGACAAAGUGGUAGCACAAGGAUUUCAUUUGAACCAUGUUACUUAUGGGACCUUGAUCAAUGGGUUAUGUAAAAUAGGAGACACAAAAGCAGCCAUGCAGUUGUUGAGAAAAAUUGAAGGGCAAUUGAUGAAGCCUAAUGUGGUAAUGUACAGCACAAUCAUUGAUGGCCUGUGCAAAGAUAAGUUGGUAACUGAUGCUUGUGAUUUAUUUUCUGAAAUGGUUGUCAAGAAAAUUACUCCUAAUGUUGUCACAUUCAAUACUCUAAUUCAUGGCUUUUGCAUUCUGGGUCAAUUGAAAGAGGCAAUUGGUAUGUUAAAUGAAAUGGUUUUGAAAAACGUCAACCCAGAUGCUCAUACCUUUACUACUUUGGUUGAUGCAUUUUGUAAGGAAGGAAAGGUCAAAGAAGCUAAAACUGUGUUAACUGUGAUGAUGAAAGAAGGUGUAAAACCUGGUGUUGUUACUUAUAAUACAGUAAUGGAUGGGUAUAGCUUAGUUAAUAAAGUGAACAAUGCAAAAUAUUUAUUCAACAGCAUGGCUCAAAGGGGAGUGACUCCUAAUGUUCGGAGCUAUACUAUCAUGAUUAAUGGAUUAUGUAAGAUUGGAAUGGUAGAUGAAGCCAUUAAUCUCUUUAAACAAAUGCAUUGCAAAAAUAUGAUUCCUGAUACGGUAGCAUACAGCUCUCUUAUUGAUGGUUUGUGCAAAUCUGGAAGAAUCCCUUAUGUUUGGGAUCUUGUUGAUGAUAUGCGUAUUAGAGGCCAACCACCUAAUAUAAUUACCUACAAUUCCAUAUUAGACUCUUUAUGCAAAAGCCAUCAUCUUGACAAGGCAAUUGCAUUAUUCUUGAAACUUAAAGACCAGGGAGUUCAGCCUGAUGUGUACACGUACAAUAUACUUAUUGAUGGACUAUGCAAAGGUGGAAGACUUAAGAAAGCAGAGGAGGUUUUUCAGAAUCUUUUGAUUAAAGGCUAUUGUGUAAGUGUCGUGACAUACAAUGUUAUGAUCAAGGGGCUUUGUAAAGAGGGCUUGUUUGAUGCUGCAUUGGCUUUGCUAUCAAAAAUGGAAGACAAUGGUUGCGUUCCUAAUGCUGUAACUUUUGAAACAAUUAUUUGUGCUCUCUUUGAAAUAGGUGAGAAUAAUAAGGCAGAGAAACUUCUUUGUGAUAUGAUUGGUAGAAGCCUUCUGUAG
Molecule: messenger RNA, 1680 nt
Organism: Gastrolobium bilobum
Lineage: Eukaryota; Viridiplantae; Streptophyta; Magnoliopsida; Fabales; Fabaceae
Product: pentatricopeptide repeat-containing protein At1g12300, mitochondrial-like
Exons: 1
Coding region: 1-1680 (559 amino acids)
Molecular function (GO): protein binding
Source: RefSeq, a predicted model, not a curated record